Messenger RNA from Daldinia childiae, 780 nucleotides. Its product is annotated as Complex I intermediate-associated protein 30, mitochondrial. Lineage: Eukaryota; Fungi; Ascomycota; Sordariomycetes; Xylariales; Hypoxylaceae. Gene Ontology annotation, cellular component: mitochondrion. The coding region runs from base 1 to 780 and encodes 259 amino acids. Gene Ontology annotation, biological process: mitochondrial respiratory chain complex I assembly; mitochondrial electron transport, NADH to ubiquinone. The record is from RefSeq and is a predicted model, not a curated record. The transcript is spliced from 2 exons.
AUGCGCGCCACAACGGCUUGUCUGAGCAAGGGUUUCCUGGGCCGCAGUAUUGACGAGUUCAAGCGCCUCUCAAAUAUAGCAUUAAAGCUCGAAGGCAUAAAAGGUCCCUCGGGUCCACUUCCCCUCCAUGACUUCCAUAAGCCCGAUUCCCUCGAGGAGUGCAAGCUGAUGUCCGACGUCGACAUCGGCGGUUUCUCUAAGGCAGCGCUAGAUUGGAUACCCCCUUCUCCUAAGGACAACUCCCACGGCUAUGCGCGCUUCCACGGCAGCAUAUCAACUGCCCUCCCUCCCCACAGACCCGAGGUCCAACGAUCCGGCUACGCCGCAUGGCGAACCCUCGAUAAGCCCCCGACCAUCUUCGGUCGCGCGCUCUGGAACAUCGACAUGUAUGCGUACCUAGGCAUGCGCAUCAAGUCUGACGGGCGAAGCUACUUCGUCAACGUGCAGACGGAGUCAAUUGUACCUACAGACUUGCACCAGCACCGGUUAUUUGCUAAACGGCCUGGGGAGUGGGAGACGGUUAUAAUCAAGUGGAACGAUUUUGUGCGAACGAACCACGGGUUCGUAGUUGAGCCGCAGACGGAGAUUCUACGGCAGAAAGUUAAGUCGAUAGGUGUUGGCUUGACAGACCGAGUGCCGGGACCGUUUGAGCUAUGCAUUGAGAGGAUGUGGGCUACCAACGAUAUGAGCGAAGGAGACGAGCAUAUAGAGCCGUCUAUUAACAAAGAAGGGCAGCUUAAGGAUAAGCAGGGGCGGCAUAUCAACUGGGCCGAUAAAUAA